AUGGAUUUUAAUUUAAUGAACAACUAUUAAAUUAAAAUAUACAUGAUCCUUCCAGUUAUGGAAGGAAUAUAAGUACCAUAACAAUAAUAAUCAAUCUCUUAACCACAAGAUUUUUAUGAUUUUUAUAGUUUGAUUCAAAUUUUAUACUAAAAUGAUACAAUCUUCUAUAAUAAUAGUAAAAUCAGCCACCAGAAUCAAAUUAUUUUUAAACUUAACCUGUUCAAAAAAGUUCUUAAGUUUUAUAAUAGUUCUCUGUUGAUAGAUUAGAUGUUUCAAAAGUAUUGAAAUUGGGUUCUAUUUUUAGUAUGAUUUGGAUGAUGAUUAAAACAAUAGAUAUGAACUCUGGUUCAAUUAAUAAGAUAAAACAAAUUAAGGCUUUAUUUAAGAUGAUUAAGCAUAGGCAUUUUUUUUUUAAAUCUUAAUUACCAUCUCUCCAACUUUUAAUCAAUUUUGAAAUUUAGUUGAGUUUGGAUAGAAUAGCAUUUAAAAUCAAUAAAUAGUGAAUUAAAAUCUUUAGGAACAAUUAUUUUAAAUAAAAUAAUCAAAUUAAUUAGAAGAAAAGCAGCCUUCAUAAUAACCAAAUUAAUUUGAAACAAUUAAUGUAGUGUAAAUUAUUAUUAUUUAGAUCAUAGAUGAUUGUGAUUAAUCCAAUUAUAGAGGAAAGAAAGAUAAAGUAGUUUCUGGAGGUAACCAAAGUGCUGAAAAUCUUCCUUGGUAAUGGAAAUGA
Molecule: messenger RNA, 727 nt
Organism: Paramecium sonneborni
Lineage: Eukaryota; Ciliophora; Oligohymenophorea; Peniculida; Parameciidae
Source: the annotation of a GenBank genome assembly